Molecule: messenger RNA, 2308 nt
Organism: Mesitornis unicolor (brown roatelo)
Lineage: Eukaryota; Metazoa; Chordata; Aves; Mesitornithiformes; Mesitornithidae
Gene: MTMR12
Product: myotubularin related protein 12
Exons: 15
Source: RefSeq, a predicted model, not a curated record
AUAGUAAUUUACUCUUUCUCUCCUCAGGAAAUACACAUAAAGGAAGCCAUAGAAAAGGAAGUAAAUCCUUGCCUCUUACCAGGAGAACUGCUGCUUUGUGAGGCAAACACAGUAUACAAGUAUAUACAAGAAGAUGGAUCAAAUCGUGGUACCUGUGGGAAGCUUAUCUGCACAAACUUCAAGAUUGCUUUCCUUGAUGAUGAUUCUGCUUCAGAUGAUAAUGAGCCACAAUUUAAGAAUAAGAUUGUGGGAGAAAAUGACAUAACCCUGCAAUGUGUAGAUCAAAUCUAUGGAGUUUAUGAUGAGAAAAAGAAACUUCUAACUGGACAACUGAGGAAAUACCCAGAGAAGCUAAUUAUCUACUGUAAAGACCUUAGAGUAUUUAAUUUCUGUCUGAGAUACACAAAAGAAGAGGAAGUGAAAAGAAUCGUCAGUGGUAUAAUUCAUCAUAGCCAGACUCCUAAGCUGCUUAAACGGUUGUUUCUGUUCUCUUAUGCAUUAGCUGCCCCAUACAACACAGACAGGAGAAACCAAACUGUGAUGUUUGAUACCCUUGAGGACUGGCGUAGUGAGCUGGAGCGGACCAAAGGGAAUGUGAAAUACAAAGCAGUGACUACCAAUGAAGGCUACAGAGUCUCCGAAAAGCUGCCUUUGUAUUUUGUUGUUCCCAUAUGUGUUUCUGAAGAGAGUAUCUUGAAGUAUGAAGGCAGAGGCAUCCCUAUUUGGUGUUGGUCUUGCCAUAAUGGUGCUGCUCUUCUCAAAAUGUCUGCAUUUCCCAAGGAACAGGAUGACAGCACUUCACAAACACAAAAAGCCUUCUUGGAUGGAAUCUAUAAGACAAUUAACAAACCUCCCUACGAACUCCUGAAGACAGAUGACUUGUCAAGCAGCCUUCCGUCUCUGCAAGACAUCCAGACUGCGUACACAAGAUUUAAGCAGCUGUUUUUGAUAGAUAACAGUGCAGAUUUCUGGGCAACUGAUGUGAAAUGGUUUUCAUUGCUGGAGAGCACAAACUGGCUAGAGAUAAUCAGGCGAGUCUUGAAGAAAGCAAUAGAAGUUGCUGAGUGUCUGGAAAGACAGCAUACAAAUGUUCUCCUUAUAGAAGAGAGUGCUACUGAUCUGUGCUGUGUAAUCUCUACUCUGGUUCAAGUGAUGAUGGAUUCGUACAGCAGAACAAAGUCAGGGUUUCAGAGCCUUAUUCAGAAGGAAUGGGUAAUUGGAGGACAUGCCUUUUUGGAUCGUUGUAACCACUUACAUAAAAGUGACAAAGAGGAGGCUCCUGUUUUUCUGCUCCUGCUAAAUUGCGUUUGGCAGUUGGUACAACAGUAUCCUCCAGCAUUUGAGUUCACAGAAACUUACUUAACUGUUUUGUCAGACAGCCUCUAUGUGCCUAUUUUUAGCACUUUCUUCUUCAACUCCCAACAUCAAAAAGACACGGUAAGGAGUGGUGAAAGCCUCAAGACACAAAGGGGUCCUUUCAGAUUUCUUACUGUGUGGGACUGGUAUGUGCAGUUUGAUCUCAAGGCCCAGGCUUUCCUGAGCAACCCUCUUUAUGCAGAGAAGCCAAAACUAGAAAAAAGUCAACGGAAAACUGCACGAUUCAAACAUCAACGACAACUUUCUUUGCCAUUGACACAAACAAAAUCUUCUGCGAAGAGAGGAUUUUUCAGGGAGGAAACAGAUCAUUUAAUUAAAAACAUUCUGGGUAAAAGAAUUGGCAAGUUCAUAAACUCUUCAGAUGAAUGUCCUAACAGCUUCAAGGAAUUUUAUGAUAGCUGGCAUAGUAAACCUGUUGACUAUCAUGGUCUUCUGUUACCUCGCAUUGAUGGCCCUGAAAUCAAAGUCUGGGCACAACGGUAUUUACGAUGGAUUCCUGAAGCCCAGCUUCAUGGUGGUGGUACAAUAGCUACAGCUGCCAAGAUCUUGGACUUGAUGGAGGAAGUGCAAAGCUUGCAGGUAAAAAUGGAUGAGGAACGCAGUCAAGCUGUUUCCAGAGAUGUACAUUCUGUUCCAGUGCUGAGAAAUUCUGCACGUUUGUCAUCCUUGUUUCCAUUUGCUUUACUUCAGAGACAGUCUGUCAAACCAGCUUUACCCACUAGCACCUGGAAGGACUUGGAAGAUGAAGAUGACUUGGUCAAGAGGGAUGAUGAGUUUGUUGAUCUGAGUGGUGAUAUGUCAUAAAGUGUAUACCAAUUAGAGUAUGAAUUGUAUACAGCUAAAUGCUGAGUUAUAAAUGAUGUGCUGUAUCAUCGUAUAAGGAACUCACUCAAGCAUCUGCAGCCUGUUUAAAGAGUGCAUGGGGAUAAAG